Molecule: messenger RNA, 566 nt
Organism: Pieris napi
Lineage: Eukaryota; Metazoa; Arthropoda; Insecta; Lepidoptera; Pieridae
Product: odorant receptor 2a-like
Exons: 5
Coding region: 1-498 (165 amino acids)
Biological process (GO): sensory perception of smell; detection of chemical stimulus involved in sensory perception of smell
Cellular component (GO): plasma membrane
Molecular function (GO): olfactory receptor activity; odorant binding
Source: RefSeq, a predicted model, not a curated record
AUGUCAUCAGAACGUAUCCCAUCCAUUAAGCUGCUGGAGUUACAGCCACCAGUGAACUCUAAGGAAAAUCAGAAUCCAGUAAACUUACAAGGAAUGGACCUUAGUGACCUGCAACACAUGUCUUACAUGCUGAAACAACUUAACAUAGAUAGUGAUAGUGAAAUGGGCAAUUCAGUGAAAACGGAUGGCAGCUUGGAGGAUUUAAAAACACUCUGUAUUUCUAUUCUUGUCAUCGUCAACGUGUUUUACUGUUGCAGAGGUGGUGAAUAUUUAGUUAAUUCGGCGUCAGAAGUUUCUACCGCCAUAUAUGAUGCACCGUGGUAUGAAUUACCGAACCAGUACAGGAAAGAUCUAAUAUUUAUAAUGUCAAGAUCCCAACGUGUAGCAUACGUGACCUCCACGAGUUAUAUAAAGAUAUCGUUGAAGACAUUUAUACGGAUUAUGAACAUGACCUGGUCAUUCAUCUCCCUCAUAACUACAGUUUACGACACAAAGUAAAAAGAAAAUUUGAAGUUUUAAUAACUCUUGCACUUUUUGCACUUUUUGCACUCCCUCCAUUUGCCUGG